Messenger RNA from Zophobas morio, 1448 nucleotides. RefSeq names its product cleavage stimulation factor subunit 1 (gene CstF50). Gene Ontology annotation, molecular function: RNA binding; protein binding. Gene Ontology annotation, biological process: mRNA 3'-end processing. The transcript has 3 exons. The coding region runs from base 93 to 1406 and encodes 437 amino acids. Gene Ontology annotation, cellular component: mRNA cleavage stimulating factor complex. NCBI's taxonomy places the organism in Eukaryota, Metazoa, Arthropoda, Insecta, Coleoptera, Tenebrionidae. The record is from RefSeq and is a predicted model, not a curated record.
CCAACCUAACGACGUGAACUUAUCAAAUCCCCCAGGUAUUGCGUUGUUGACAAACUAUCUUUUAAGUUUAAUUUAACACAAAACGGCUCAAAAUGACCAAUUCCGGCCUUAAAGAAGAAGAUGUUGAUACUAACAACCUGAUUAAAAGCCGGGAAUUCCUCUACCGGCUUAUUAUAAGCCAGUUGUUCUACGACGGCCACCAAAGCAUUGGGACGAGCUUAACAGCGGCAGUUCAAGCAGACCCUCCGUGUGCCCCCAGCGAUCGCCUAUUCCACAUCGUUUUAGCCGGACUGGAACAUGAACCUGACCGGAAAGAGAGACCCCAGAAUCCUGGUAUUGGUAACAACAAUAUUGGGCCUGGUCUCGACCUCGAGUUUGAAACCGAAUCCAACAUCCCGGCACCAGAGCCGGCGCUAUACGAAACCGCUUACGUCACGUCCCAUAAAGGUAACUGCCGCGCUGGGUGCUUUUCCAGCGACGGUCAAUUAAUCGCCACUGGAAGUGUGGACGCCAGUAUCAAAAUCCUGGACGUUGAUAGGAUGUUGGCGAAGUCUGCGCCGGAUGAAAUGGACCCGUCACGAGGCGAACAACAAGGACAUCCGGUUAUUAGGACAUUGUAUGACCACAUGGAAGAAGUUACUUGCUUGGAGUUUCACCCAAAGGAGCCAGUUUUAGUAUCAGGGUCUAAGGAUAACACAAUUAAAAUGUUUGACAUUUCAAAGGCUAGUGUGAAGAAGGCUUUUAAAACAAUAACAGAAGCAGAGCCUAUUAAAGCAAUGUCGUUUCACCCCAGUGGAGACCACAUGAUUGUAGCGACGCAGCACCCAGUAGUGCGGCUGUAUGACGUCAACACGUUGCAAUGCUACGUCUGCGCUUUUCCUUCUCAUCAGCACACUCAGUCAGUCACUUGUCUAAAGUGGUCUUUAGACGCCAGAGUUUUUGCCACUUGUAGUAAAGACGGUAAUAUAAAAUUGUGGGAUGCGGUGUCCAACCGUUGCAUCAACACUUUCCAAAAAGCCCACGACGGACUUGAAGUUUGUUCAGUCGCUUUUUCCAAAAACGGAAAAUAUUUGUUAUCAUCAGGAAAAAAUUCUAUUUGUAAAUUGUGGGAGCUGACUACCAGUCGGUGCUUGAUUGCGUACACGGGGGCUGGGACCACAGGCAAACAAGAGUAUGAAGCGCAAGCCGUUUUCAACCACACAGAAGACUACGUUUUGUUUCCGGACGAAGCAACCACGUCUCUCUGUGCUUGGAAUUCUCGUAACGCUUCAAGAAAGCAGUUGAUGUCGCUGGGUCACAACGGGGCUGUCAGGCUUAUAGCACAUUCCCCCACACAAGCGGCUUUUUUGACGUGUUCCGACGACUUUCGAGCACGAUUUUGGUACAGAAGAACCCCUACGUUAUAAUUGUGUAUUUAUAAUAAGUUGAAUAAAGUUUGUUUGGGAGUA